UAUUGACCUAUGCGAAGGUCAUCUUUGACUUGAGGAAUUUUUGAAAAUGCCCAUCGUAUCCAUCCUACAGUCUGUAUUGUUUCAAAAGCUACAAAAAGAAUAUUCCCAAGAAGAGUUUGAAGAGUUAUGUUUCAGUUAUGGCUUGGAGUUGGAUGAAAUUACCACUGAGAAAGAAAUGGUUACUCGAGAGAAAGGGAUGGAAAAGUCGAAGGGUCUUAGCACGGAGCCAGUGUAUAAAGUCGAAAUUCCUGCCAAUCGAUAUGAUUUACUUUGUCCAGAGGGUUUAUCUCGUGCACUGAUGAUAUUUGAAUCGAAGAUGAAAACUCCACUGUAUACAUGCAUAAAGACUCAAAAUCCUGUACAAAUGCACGUUUUGCCCUCAACUCAGGCUGUUAGACCUUUUGUUGUUGGAGCUAUAUUAAGAAAUAUUGUUCUAGAUAAAUCCCGUUUAAAUAGUUUUAUAGAUCUCCAGGAGAAACUUCAUCAGAAUCUGUGCAGGAAACGAUCCCUGGUAGCUAUAGGAACGCAUGACUUGGACACUAUAAAACCACCUUUCUAUUAUGAUGCCAAACCACCGAAUGACAUCCGAUUUGUCGCAUUGAAUAAAACGGAAGAACAUAAUGCUACUGAGUUAAUGCAAAUUUUCUCUACUGAUCCACAUUUGAAACACUAUCUUCCACUCAUUCAAGAUAAGCCGAAAUAUCCUGUUAUUGUGGAUAGUUCUAAUGUCGUCUUAUCAAUGCCGCCGAUAAUAAACGGUGAACAUUCUCGUAUUACAACAAAAACGCGGAACAUUUUUAUUGAAGCCACUGGAAUCGAUCUGCACAAAGCUAUUGUUGUUUUGGAUACAUUGGUUACAAUGUUUUCAGAGUAUUGUGAAAAACCAUUCACAGCUGAACCAGUAGAAGUAAUUCAACAUGAUGGGAGUCGAUGUCUAUACCCACGUUUAGAUUAUCGUGAUGAAGUUGUCAGUAUCGACUACAUAAAUCGUCAAUUGGGUACAAAGUUCACAGAAGCUGAAGUGACUAGUCUGUUGAAUCGUAUGAGUUUAACAUGUACAUCUAUCCCACCGAAUCAGUCUAUCGAUUCAAAUAUAUCAUCUACUGCUGUAUCACCACCGUCAUCUGGUUUAAUAUCUGUCCGGAUACCACCAACUCGACAUGACAUCCUACAUGCAUGUGAUAUUGCUGAAGAUGUUGGCGUUGCUUACGGUUAUGAUAAUAUACCAGAGAGUUUACCACUGACGUAUUGUUUAGCAGGAAAUCAAGAAUUGAAUCACUUAUCUGAUUUGGUUCGUGCUGAAAUAGCGCAAAUGGGAUUUACUGAGGCGUUAAGUUUCUCACUGUGUUCUCGUGAAGAUAUCAGCAGUAAAUUACGAUAUAAAUUAGAGGAGGUACCAGCUGUGCAUAUAUCGAAUCCAAAAACGCUUGAUUUUCAAGUAGUUCGAACAAGUCUGUUGCCAGGAUUAUUGCACACUUUGGCCAGCAACAGAAGUUUACCACUCCCUCUGAAAUUGUUUGAAGUCCAGGAUGUCGUCUUGAAAGAUCCAUUGAAAGAUGUCGGCGCUUCAAAUCAUCGUCGUGUUUGCGCUGUUCAUUAUAAUAAAAAUUCUGGUUUUGAAAUCAUUCAUGGUUUAUUAGAUCGUCUAAUGCAAUUAUUUCAAGUUGAAUCAGUUCUGUUCAAAACAAAGCCGAAAUUAUCUGGAGAUAAUAGUGAUCCUGUUGAUGAGCAUGAUAAGUCUCAGGCGGGAGGUAUGACUUAUAAGUUACAAGCUACUUCGGAUCCAACUUAUUUAGAUGGACGUUGUGCUAAUAUUAUUUUGGAACCGGGAAAUCGAAUUAUUGGCCGUUUGGGUAUAUUACAUCCUGAAGUGUUGAAGAAUUUCGAAUUAGUGAUGCCGUGUUCUGCUUUAGAUCUAGAUUUGGAAGUGUUUCUUUGAAAAAGGAAUAUCGCUGUCUCUAUUUUAUAUUAUGUAAUUAAUUUUUUUUCGCGGAAAAAAUUAAAAUACUUGGUUCUGUUGUGA
Molecule: messenger RNA, 2023 nt
Organism: Trichobilharzia szidati
Lineage: Eukaryota; Metazoa; Platyhelminthes; Trematoda; Strigeidida; Schistosomatidae
Source: the annotation of a GenBank genome assembly